AUGACAGACCACGUUCCCAUCGAAGAUGCUUUAUUUGAAUCACUUUUAACCAAGGAAACUUUUGACGGAUAUGAAGAUCCCGAAAAAUUCAAGGAAUACAUUCCCAAAAUUGAAAAAUACAAGAAAGCAUUAGAGGAUGGAAUUUUGGAUGAGUACAAGAUUGAUUUACCUAAACCUAUUGACGAAUUGAUUGAAGAACAACUUGAUGCCGUUGAAUACUUAUACCAAGCUAAGCUCCUCACACCAGAAGAGUUUGAGAUAACCGAUUCAUCCGCCACCGAUAUUGUAAAAAAUAUCGGCGAGGGGAAGUGGACUGCGGCUCAAGUUUUCAAAGCUUUUGCACAUAGAGGUACAAUUGCUCAUCAAUUUACAAAUUGCGCCCAUCAAUUAUUUGUUGAUGAAGGUUUGAAACAUGCGGAAAAGUUGGACGAGUAUCAAAAGAAGAAUGGCAAACUCAUCGGUCCAUUACAUGGUGUCCCAAUUUCGUUGAAGGAGCAAUCAGGAUACAAGGGAAAAAUCACCCAUGCUGGUUACGUGGGGCUAAUUGAUAACAUUACAACCAAACAUUCCGUCACCACACAACUCCUUUCCGAUUUAGGAGCUGUGUUCUACAUCAGAACAACACAACCACAAACCCUUAUGCAUUUGUGUUCGGGAAACAAUUUUUCAGAAAAGACCAAAUGCCCUUUCAAUAUUGCGUUAUCAAGUGGAGGCUCGUCCUCAGGAGAAGGUGCGGUUGUCUCGUUUGGUGGAUCAGCCAUUGGUAUUGGAUCUGAUAUUGGUGGAUCGGUGAGAUCGCCUGCAGCCUUCAGCGGAUGUCAUGGGUUGAGACCUACUACUCGAAGAUUGUCGACAUUAGGUGGUGUUUCCUCCGGUGCUGGACAAGAGUCAGUGCCUGCUGUAUAUGGCCCAUUGACUAGGUCAAUCUCUGACAUUGAGUACUUGAUGAAAGUUUACAUCAAUGAAGGGCGCCCAUGGGACCACGAUGCUUGGUCUUUGUAUAUGCCUUGGAGGGAUGUACCAAAACCACAAGCUAGAGAUUUGACCAUUGCCGUGAUUAGGGAUGAUGGUUUGGUAAGACCAUCCCCACCAAUUAGACGUGGUGUCAACACGGUUGUGGAAAAAUUGAAAGAGGCUGGGGUAAAAGUUAUAGAGUUUGAUCCACCAAACACUGAAUUGGCAUAUGAAACAGUCAACAAAAUGUAUUGCUGUGAUGGUAAUGAAAAACAACGUGAGUUGUUGGCGAAAAGUGGUGAACCAUUACAAAAACUUACAAAGUGGAGUUUGAAUUAUGGCGAAGGUGCUAGACACUAUACCAUUCAAGAGAAUCGUAAAUUAAAUGUGACCAGAGAUGAAUUGAGAAAUGAAUACAAUGAUUUUAUGGUGCAAAACAAAGUCGAUUUCAUCUUAUCACCUGUGUACAACAAUGUUGCACCACGUCCUGGCCGUGUUUACAACUGGUCAUACACCACAUUGUUCAAUAUCUUGGACUUACCAACAUUGGCAUUCCAAACCGGAUUGAACCAAGACCCUAAAAUAGAUGUGUGGACCGAAGAGGACAAAAAGUAUAAAUUUAGAUCAAAAUUAGAACAGUUAGAGAACAACAAUUACAAGCCGGGAGAUUUCAAACAUGCACCAAUUGCCUUACAGUUGAGUGGAAGGAGAUAUCGCGAUGAGGAAGUUGUCGCUGCUGGAAAACUCAUUGUUGAUGAUAUCUUGAAGGUCAAUUUAUUACACUAA
This is a messenger RNA of Lodderomyces parapsilosis, 1740 nucleotides long. RefSeq lists its product as uncharacterized. The record is from RefSeq and is a predicted model, not a curated record. Bases 1 to 1740 code for a protein of 579 amino acids. The transcript has a single exon. Lineage: Eukaryota; Fungi; Ascomycota; Pichiomycetes; Serinales; Debaryomycetaceae.